Messenger RNA from Dipodomys ordii (Ord's kangaroo rat), 1566 nucleotides. It is a transcript of the gene Rad21l1, whose product is annotated as RAD21 cohesin complex component like 1. Gene Ontology annotation, cellular component: synaptonemal complex; cohesin complex. Gene Ontology annotation, molecular function: protein binding; chromatin binding. Gene Ontology annotation, biological process: replication-born double-strand break repair via sister chromatid exchange; synaptonemal complex assembly; mitotic sister chromatid cohesion. The record is from RefSeq and is a predicted model, not a curated record. The coding region runs from base 1 to 1566 and encodes 521 amino acids. The transcript is spliced from 12 exons. NCBI's taxonomy places the organism in Eukaryota, Metazoa, Chordata, Mammalia, Rodentia, Heteromyidae.
AUGUUCUACACUCAUGUGCUUAUGAGUAGACGUGGGCCAUUGGCCAAAAUAUGGCUUGCAGCUCACUGGGAGAAGAAACUCACAAAGGCUCAUGUAUUCCAGUGCAAUCUAGACAUAAGCAUUAAAAAAAUUACUUCACCUAAGGUGAAAAUUGCACUUCGAACUUCAGGACAUCUUCUUUUGGGAAUUGUUAGGAUCUAUAAUAGGAAGGCUAAGUAUCUUCUGGCAGAUUGCAAUGAAGCAUUUCUUAAAAUGAAGAUGACAUUUCGACCAGGAUUGGUUGAUCUCCCAAAAGGGAAUUUUGAAGCAGCUUACAAUACUAUCACAUUGCAAGAGGAAUUUCAUGAUUUUGACACCUUUAAUAUAGACACUAUUGAUGUUUCAGAAUACUUUACUCAGAACCAGAGCAGACCAGAAGAAAUUACACUUAAAGAAGACUAUGGUAAUUAUCUAGUUUUUCAAGCUGUGAGCUUUGGGGCAAUAACUGACAUUCCCAGAAGCCAUAGCAUUUUUGGUGACAACAUAUUACUGAACUCCAGUGGUCCUUUAGUUGAACAUAAUUCUGGAAGCCUCACUGGAGAAAAAUCUUUUAUUUAUGACAAUGGAGAUGGAUUUGGAGAUGAAGGAAGUGCAGGAGAAAUGAUCGACAACAUAUUACGAGGCAGUGAGAAUAAUCUGUUAGAAGAGAUGAAUUGGAAUGAAGAAGUUUUACCGCCUUCUGAGUCUCAGGGUAAUAUACUAAUAGAACCAGAUAAUCCAGAUGAUAUAUAUCUACCUAAAAAUGAAAAAAUGGAUGAACCAACAUCAAACGAAGAAGAAGAAUUUAUUCUUGCUCCAAUUGAUGUUUCAGGUAUUGCUGAGAAAAGGAAAAGCAAAAAAAGGAGACUGAUCAUAGAUCCAGUCAAGGAGAUCAGUAGCCAAGCUAUGCAUGACCAACUGAAUUCUUUUACUGACACACUCAUGGUUCUGGAACUUGCACCUCCUACGCGGAAAUUAAUGAUGUGGAAGAAGAAGGGAGGAGUAGAUACACUUCUAUCAACUGCUACCCAGGAAUUGAUUCAUGAGGAGUUGAAAAUGUUGUUUUCAAAGUGCUUUCUGUCCUCUGUCCUUAAAAUUGGAAGAAAAGUUAUACAGAAGGAGUCAGUAAGGAAUGAACUGAGAAGCCAAAACAUAGAAACCUUUAUGAUGAAAGAGCCAAAUACACAGCAAGAAUUAGAUCAGCUCCAGACAUUGAAGGAUGUGACUGAUGAAUGUAAGGGUGGCUCUCAUGAGGAUACCAAUAAAAAUAUUAACUCUGAGGAAUUAUUGGGCAGUGAAGAAAUUAUGGAGGAAGAGAGAUGUAAUCAAAGAUCACACCAGAUGUUAAAUAAACUACAGGAAUCUAACAAGAAGGGAAUGCAGUCCUUUAGUUUGAUGGAGCUCUGCAAAAACAGUGACCGGAAACAAGCAGCUGCCAAAUUUUAUAGCUUUCUUGUCUUAAAAAAACAACAGGCUAUUGAGCUGAGCCAGAGUGCUCCCUAUGCUGAUAUUAUAGCAACAGUGGGACCAAGGUUCCAUGACCUGUAA